Molecule: messenger RNA, 5144 nt
Organism: Nerophis lumbriciformis (worm pipefish)
Lineage: Eukaryota; Metazoa; Chordata; Actinopteri; Syngnathiformes; Syngnathidae
Product: importin-13
Biological process (GO): protein import into nucleus
Cellular component (GO): cytoplasm
Molecular function (GO): small GTPase binding
Source: RefSeq, a predicted model, not a curated record
AAAAAAAGCUCUGACAUUUGUUUAGCCUGUGACGCGGAUUGCUAAAGUUAGCUAGCAUGGUGUUAGCCCGUGCUAGCCUGUCCCCGUUGCGAGCUAACGUUAGCUUGCCCGGUUAGCACGAACCUCCCCCUCUCGUUUGUGAUGCUAACUUUUUAAUGCUCCGUCCCAGCGGGGUUAUUAUGGAGACGCCGGGGAGGAUAACCACCACACCGGAUGCUGUGGACUUCACGGUGGAUAACGUGGAAAAGGCCCUUCACCAGUUGUACUAUGAUCCGAACAUUGACAACAAGAACCUGGCCCAGAAGUGGCUUAUGCAGGCCCAGGUGUCUCCUCAGGCAUGGCAGUUCUGCUGGGCUCUGCUCAGCCCAGACAAGGUGCCGGAGAUCCAGUAUUUUGGCGCGAGCGCACUUCACACCAAGAUCUCCCGCUACUGGUCGGACAUUCCCAGCGACCAGUACGAGUCUCUGAGGAGCCAGCUGUUCUCUCAGAUCGCCUGCUUCUCCUCGGGCUCCAAGAUGGUGCUCACGCGGCUAUGCGUGGCCCUGGCCUCGCUGGCGCUCAACACCAUGCCCGAGGCCUGGCCGGGCGCCGUGGCGGAGAUGGUGCGGGUGUUCCAGGAGGAGGGCGGCGGGGUGGACGGGCGGGCGCGCUGCCUGGCGCUGCUGGAGCUGCUCACCGUCCUUCCUGAGGAGUUCCAGACGAGCCGCUUGCCGCAGUACCGAAAGGGGCUGGUCCGUGGCGCCCUGGGGCAGGAGUGGGGGUCGGUGUGUCCCUUACUGCAGCAACUGCUGCGAAGGUCGGACAGCCCCGGAGCGGUGAAAGCCCGCGUGUUGCGCUGCCUGUCCUCCUGGGUGCUGCUGGACGUGCCCCUCAGCGAGAGCGAGGGCCUGGUGCACGACUGCUUCAGCGCCCUGCCCGACCCCGAGCUCUUCGACACCGCCGUGGAGGCGUUAGUCAACACCAUCUCGCAGCCCGACUCCCAAAGAUACGUGAACACUCUGCUGAAGCUGGUUCCUCCGGUGCUGGCUCUUCAGGGUCAGCUACGAGAGGCCGUCCAGAACGGGGACAUGGAGACGUGUCACGGUAUCUGCCGUAUCGCCGUCACGCUGGGAGAGAACCACUCCAGGACUCUUCUGGAGCAGGUGGACCACUGGCAGAGCGUCCUGGCUCUAGUCAACAUGAUCAUGUUUUGCACAGGCAUCCCCGGCCACUAUCCAGUCAAUGAGACCACCAGCUCCCUCACACUCACCUUUUGGUAUACACUCCAGGAUGAAAUCAUGUCAUUUGAGUCGGACAAGCAAGCGGUGUACCUCCAAGUCUACAGGCCGGUGUAUUUCCAGCUGGUGGACGUCCUGCUCCACAAAGCACAAUUCCCCUCCGACCAAGAGUACGAGUCCUGGUCGUCGGAUGAAAAAGAGCAGUUCCGCAUCUACAGGGUGGAUAUCUCCGACACACUCAUGUACGUGUACGAGAUGCUGGGUGCCGAGCUGCUGAGUAAUCUGUAUGACAAACUGGGACGACUGUUGACUAACACGGAGCAGCCCACGUCGUGGCAGCACACGGAAGCGUUGCUGUAUGGCUUCCAGUCCAUAGCCGAGACGAUAGACGUCAACUACUCUGACGUUAUUCCGGGCCUCAUAGGUAUCAUCCCCAGAAUCAGCAUCAACAACGUUCAGCUGGCGGACACCGUGAUGUUCACUAUAGGUGCUCUGGCUGAGUGGUUGGCGGACCACCCGGUGAUGCUCAGCAGUGUUCUGCCCCUCGUGCUGCAAGCUCUCGGCAACCCGGACCUUUCUAUUUCCUCCGUUUCGACGCUGAAGAAGAUCUGCAGGGAAUGCAAAUGUGACCUGCCACCUUACGCAACCAACAUAGUCGCCGUGUCUCAGGAGGUUCUUAUAAAGCAGAUUCACAAGACGAGUCAGUGCAUGUGGCUGAUGCAGGCGCUGGGCUUCCUGCUCUCGGCGCUGCCCGUGGAGGACAUCCUUCGAAACCUUCACUCUCUCAUCACCCCUUACAUCCAGCAACUGGAGAAAUUAGCGGAGGAGACGCCUAAUCCGUCCAAUAAGUUAGCUAUCAUCCACAUCUUGGGGCUCCUUUCCAACUUGUUCACUACGCUGGACAUCAGCAAGCAGGAUGACCAAUCAGCAGAUGGCUCCGCCGUUCCUGUGAAAACAGCACCUCCUCCACCUGGACCCAACCCAGUUGUGGUGGUUUUGCAGCAAGUGUUUGCCCUCAUACAGAAGGUCCUCAGCAAGUGGUUGAAUGACUCGCAGGUCGUCGAGGCGGUGUGCGCCAUCUUCGAGAAGUCAGUGAAGACGCUGCUGCACGAUUUCGCCCCCAUGGUGUCUCAACUCAGUGAGAUGCUCGGACAGAUGUACAGUACGAUUCCUCAAGCUUCUGCCCUCGACCUCACGCGACAGAUGGUACAUAUCUUUGCCAGCCAGACGGACCACUUCCCACCCAUCAAGUCUCUGUUUGAGCUCGUUACCUCGGUAACGUUGUCCAUCUUCCAGCAAGGACCCAGGGAUCAUCCUGAUAUUGUUGAUUCAUUUAUGCAACUCCAAGCUCAGGCCCUCAAACGGAAGCCUGAUUUGUACUUGUCUGAGAGUCUUGACGUGAAAGCGGUCUUCCACUGCGGCGUCCUAUCGCUGAAAUUUCCAGAGGCUCCGACCGUCAAGUCGACGUGUCUGUUCUUUACUGAGCUGCUGCCUCACUGCUCAGACGUGCCUCCGGUUGGCGGGGUGGUGCAGGAGGACGGCAAGCUGUUGCUGCAGGCCCUGCUGGAGGGGAUUGGGGGCGGGGCUUCUCGGAGCCUGAUGGACCAGUUCGCAGAGGUGCUUUUCAGCCUGAACAAGCACUGCUUCUCGCUGCUCACCAUGUGGCUGAAGGUGACGCUGCAAGCGCCGGGCUUCCCGUCGUCGCGGGUCACAACGGAACAGAAGGCCAACUUCUCACAGCACAUACUCAGAGAACGAGUGAACAAGAGGAGGGUGAAGGACAUUGUGAAGGAGUUCACACUGCUGUGCAGGGGCCUGCACGGUACAGAAUACGCCGCCGAUUACUGACAAGCGGACACGUUGACCCCCUCAUCGAAACCGGGACCUCCUCCCUCAGCGCCGGACGCCACCACGAGACAAACUCAAAAACCGCGGAGAGAUCAUGAUUGUAACGACCGCUGCAGAACAGGACGAGACAGAACCACCCAGCCGGGUCCCAUCAUGAACGCCCUGCUGGCUUUAGGGAUGCUGAACGUGGAAGCAUGCUGCCUCUCUAGAUUUGUCCCCGUCUGCCUUCUCUAGAUCUUCUUGUGGCUCCCCGGUCGUUUGCUGGUGAUUAGCAUCCGUGUGACAUGAUAGCGGUAUCGUACGUAGCGACUAGACAUUCUUAUUCAGGAUGAAACAUGCAAUAUAUAUAAAUAUAUAUCCGCGCAUCUAGAGGGACGGAGGUGCUGCUGCUACUGGGGAAGAGGACAAAACACUAUCACCGUAAUAUUUACUUGUGGUUACCUGCUUUUGCCAAACGAUCACAGUUUUGUGUGAUUGUCCUAUUUUGUUUGCAUACGAGCGGAAACAAAGUCUGCGAGGAUUGGUGGAAAUGAAGGGAAUUCCCAGAAGGUGACGGCCCGCCGCUCACUCGAAUCGUGCAAAAAGAAUCCAGUUGUGCAUAUUAUUAGUCACGUGGCUGCGUACAGUACAGGCCAAUGCAAUGUUUUCUUUAUUUUCAUGACUAUUUACAUUGUAGAUUGUCACUAAAGGCAUCAAAACUAUGAAUGAACACAUGUGGAGUUGUGUACUUAACAUGUAAACAUGUUUUAUAUUCUUCAAAAUAGCCACCCUUUGCUCUGAUUACUUUUUCGCACACUCUUGGCAUUCUCUCCAUGAGCUUCAAGAGGUAGUCACCAGAAAUGGUUUUCCCUUCACAGGUGUGCAGAGAGAAUGCCAAGAGUGUGCCAAGCAGUAAAUAGAGCAACAUGUGGCUAUUUUUGAAGAAUAUAAAACAUGUUUUCAGUUAUUUCACCUUUUUUUUUGUUAAGUACAUAACUCCACAUGUGUUCAUUCAUAGUUUUGAUGUGACAAUCUACAAUGUAAAUAGUCAUAAAAAUAAAGAAAAAACAUUAAAUGAGGAGGUGUGUCCAAACUUUUGGCCUGUACUGUGUGUGUGUGUGUGUGUGUGUGUGUGUGUGUGUAUGUAUGUGUGUGUGUGUGUGCGACGAUUGCACGGACGCAUCUUUAGCCUGAUUCAUUCAGUGCACUUAUAUCGGACCUAGCGUACGUGAGCAUAACCUCCUCCGAUCCUUAGAGCCCGCUUCUCACGCAGUCACCAUCAAGGACCAGACGUUUGGCGCUGACCUUUUCCUCACCACCCAACACCCGAGUCGUCAGGAUUGCUAACAAAACAAAGCUUUCCACACCCGCAAAAAAAAAAAAAAAGGGCAGCAUCUGAGACGCCACCAAUGGACCCCGCAUGUAUUGCCUUGUCACACAGCGUUGUGGAGUACCCUCCCAAGCAGGCAGCCACCAUUCUUCCCGGUUUCGGAGGGGACGCUGCCUGUGUUUAAAGGAAUGCCAAAAUCUCAGGAGACUCUGUGAAAAGUAAGGAUCGCAAUUCACACGCCGUAUCUGAUUGCAUAAUGCCAUGUCACGCUGUAAAAAUGCACACCGGUACAUUCCCCGCAGCGCUGUGUAAAAGGCACCGGUGAAUAUUUUGCCGGGUCGUUGUGUGAAAAGGCUUCAGUCACUGCCACUUAAGCCAAAAAAAAAAAAAAAAAAGUCCUCAAUUGUGUCGUCCAAAUAAACAGCGACGGGGUGGAAAAUUCCGGCUUUCACAGUGGCGAUCCAUGUUGGAGAAAGUGGGACGUCCAUGACUCUCAGCGUCCAAAUAUUCGAGUUUGUGUUCUCUCACGUGAACUCUGAUCCUGCUGUCUUACCCGAGGUGCCUGCAGACAUGUAGCAUGUGUGUUAGUCGGGGGGCAAACAUUUGAUCCUAUAUUUGGACGGGACAAGAAAGAAAAAAAAUCAGGAUUUGAACUGUGACAGACUGGAUGAUCGUGUAAGUUUGUUAAAAGUAGGAUAGUGGGGAGUUAUGAAAUGUACAUUGUUUUUUGUACCUUGGCUUUAAUUUAUUAAAUAUAUCUUAAUACUGCA